Molecule: messenger RNA, 471 nt
Organism: Colletotrichum abscissum
Lineage: Eukaryota; Fungi; Ascomycota; Sordariomycetes; Glomerellales; Glomerellaceae
Exons: 1
Coding region: 1-471 (156 amino acids)
Source: RefSeq, a predicted model, not a curated record
AUGGUCCGCGGAAGCGAGAGACAGGAAAUCCAAGACUUGGCCGAGAGAGCGAACGACACGGAUUUGUCCGGAGACCAACGAAACAUUUCGUCUCAGCUUUUUUCUGUGUGUCUCUGUCUGUGUGUCCCCUCCGCGGCUCUACCUCUUUCUCCCUCCGUCGCGGGCCAACAACCUCUCCUAGAUCCGGACUCGACUCCGAUCGCAGACAACUUGACACAACAGCAGGCAGUCCGCUCUUCGAGCACCGCUCUUCAUCAGGCGCGUGUUUCGGAGGAGGGCGAGGGAGAGAGGUACGGACUACGGCCGACAGGCUUCACCCUGAUGCUGAAUUUUUUUCUCGCACUUUUCUUAACCUUUUUGCUUUCUUUGGGUGGUUCGCCCGUGGGACCGACGGGAUGCUGUGGAAAAAGUACGGAUACUUUACGCUUCUUUUUCUUCUGCGUCGUUCGCCAAGCUUUGGUCUUUAUCUAG